GUGUCAAGCUGGCUAUUACGACAUCCAGCUUGCCAGAGUAUACGCUGCACUUCCUUGAAAAACAAUUAUAGCAAGGAAGAGGCAGUGCCCACUUGGCUGGCGAUCACAUGCAACGCUCACAGUCAGCGGUGGAUUUUUCCAACCUGCUGAAUCCUGAGUCUACCACCACAACCAACGACAGUAACUCGACUGGACAUAAAGUGAAUCCGGACGGAGACGUUGAUAUGGCUACCGUUACUGUUAUACGACCGAACGGCCCUCUGCCCGGUGGUCAACCCGCCGAAAACACAAACGAAUUGCCACGACCGUAUAAGUGUCCUUUAUGUGAUAAGGCUUUCCACCGACUGGAACACCAAACCAGACAUAUCAGGACACAUACUGGUGAGAAGCCGCAUGCAUGCCAAUACCCUGGAUGCAGCAAGAAGUUCUCCCGCUCGGACGAACUCACCCGUCACUCGAGGAUACAUAACAAUCCUAACUCGAGAAGAGGAAACAAGUCGGGACAAGCUGCGCAUCAUGGAUUAGGUCACGCAUUAACGCCAGACUCCAUGAUGCCUCCCCCCUCCAACCCAAGAUCUAUCAAAUCGGCUCCUAACUCUACGCUUGUUUCCCCAAACGUCUCGCCGCCUCACUCUUACUCCACAUACACCAUUCCGCAUCCGGGGCCUCUUCAUCACUACAACCGACAUAUGAGUGGCAACGGCCUGCAUCAUGGCCAUAGCAUGGACAUCGGCAUAUUAGCUAAUGCCACAAACCAGAUCGAGCGCGAACAUAUGAGUGUUCAUCACCACUCGGCAAGAUCUCACCCCUAUUACUCUAAUAGUCUCCACAGUUCGCGUGGCCAUCUGCCUUCGCUCUCUGCCUACCAUAUGUCGAGGUCUCAGUCGCACGAUGACCACGACGACCAUUACCACGCUCUUCGGCAUGCUAAGCGGUCGAGACCAAACUCGCCGAACUCUACCGCACCAUCAUCGCCAACUUUCUCCCAUGAUUCUCUCUCCCCUACCCCGGACCACACGCCACUAGCAACCCCGGCUCAUUCGCCGCGCCUUCGGCCGUACGCUGGUAUUGAGCUACCAACGCUACGUAAUUUGACCUUGGGGCAUACGCCGGCGCUAGCACCGAUGGAACCUCACCUCGAAGGAUCCACUUACCCACCUACCUCGCAACCGACUAGCAUAGGUCCUCGGCCCAGCGGCUUGUCCCUAACGGAUAUCAUCAGCCGGCCCGAUAGCAGUAGAAAGCUUCCUGUUCCUCAGGUACCAAAAGUCGCAGUUCACGAUCUCCUAUCCAACGAUGGAUAUAAUACUAGCGGCCGAAGUUCAGCAAGCGGUAGUUUGGCAGGUGGCGACCUGAUAGAUCGGAUGUAGGCCUGUCAAUUCAAAACACUGUUACUAUCAUUGCGGCAUGAAUCACGACUUAAUUAUAGAGGUUAACAUAGACAAGAGGUGGCGUUCCAGUGGCGACAUGUUUUUUAUUUGGAGAA
Messenger RNA from Daldinia vernicosa, 1486 nucleotides. RefSeq lists its product as uncharacterized. The transcript has a single exon. Bases 108 to 1370 code for a protein of 420 amino acids. Gene Ontology annotation, cellular component: cytoplasm; nucleus. The record is from RefSeq and is a predicted model, not a curated record. NCBI's taxonomy places the organism in Eukaryota, Fungi, Ascomycota, Sordariomycetes, Xylariales, Hypoxylaceae. Gene Ontology annotation, molecular function: RNA polymerase II cis-regulatory region sequence-specific DNA binding.